Messenger RNA from Prionailurus viverrinus (fishing cat), 2190 nucleotides. RefSeq names its product basic proline-rich protein-like. The transcript has 8 exons. The record is from RefSeq and is a predicted model, not a curated record. NCBI's taxonomy places the organism in Eukaryota, Metazoa, Chordata, Mammalia, Carnivora, Felidae. The coding region runs from base 1 to 2190 and encodes 729 amino acids.
AUGGACCCUUUCCCGGGAGCCAAAACUCGAAGCCCCCGGGAGCGGCGCUGUCAGAGGGUGACGUCGGGGGGCGGCGCCUGCGCCAUAUAUGGGAGCGGCCGCCCCUCGCCGCGCCCCUCGCCGCCGCCGCCGCCGCCGCCGCCGCCGCGCUCGCUGACUGACUGCCUGACGGCGCCGCGAGCCGGCCCGAGCCCCGCGAGCCCCGCGAGCCCCGCCGCCACCGAGCGCCACCGCGCGCCGCCGCCGCCGCCCCCGGCCGCGCUCCGCGGCUCCUCGCGCCCACCCGCAGCCCGGGAAGUUCCCCCAGACCUCCCCGGCGCCAGCCUCUCUAAAAGCCGAGCGGACGCCGCGGGCGCCCGGGUCCUGCCCUCAGUGCCGCCGGGCCCGGGUGAGCGCGCGGCGCGCAGCUUCCCGACCUGGUUUCGAGGAAUCGGGAGGGCAACAGGGCACGGGCAGCGCGUGGGCCCGGCGGCCGAGCUCCUGCCGCGGGGACUCGGCACCCAGGCGCACUACCCGCCCAAAGGACGUCUGCAGGACCAGGAGGAGCUCCCGGGGGCCAGACGGGCGCCCAGGGGCCGGGCCGGGCGGGGCCUGACCUUCGUUGGGAACCCCGCGGGCCGAGACGGCGACGCCGACCGCUCAGGGCCCCGCGCUCAACGCGAUUUGCACGGGUGGCCCUUGCGCCGCCGCCGCCUCUCCGCCGCCGCCUCCUCCUCCUCGGAGGGCCGAGCCGGGCGGUACGACCUGGCGGCGUCCGCACCCAGGCCCAGCCCGGCCACCCUGCUGGCCUUGCAGUGCCCAGUGGCCCGGCCGCCACGCGCCUCCAAGCCCCUCCGCUCCCGGGGCCUCCACUGCUGCGUGGUGCAAGGCCAGGAGAGCGAGAGGCGAGCUGGUGCCAGACUCAAGAGUCAUCCAGAAACUUGGGCCAAGUCGGGGUCCCAGGGAGCCAAGCCCGGCGCCGGCAACAAGGCCAGGGCAGUGAGCGCCGCGCCCACGCCGUCGCUGGCGAGAAACGUGCGCCCCAAGUGCCCAGUCCCGCGGGAGACAGCGGACGCGCCGCGGAAUUCGCUCGACCCUCUCCCUGGAAAUCCCAGGGCUCUCCAAGCUUUGAACUUGGCAUCCUCGCCGCCGCACCGCCGACCCUCGCCCGCACCCACGCGUGUCUGCGCGCCAGUGCCCCGCCUGGGCCGCGCGGCCGGAGAGCGAGGACGGGGGCUGCGCGGUGGCCACCAGGCCUGCCGCAGCCAGGGCCCUCGGCCCGAGCUCACCUCCCCGCGGUCCGGCCAGGAGGGGCGCAGGCGGACCCUCACCCCCACCCCCACCCCCGGCCCCCCGGAGCCCGAGCGGCCGCCCAGGCAGCGCUCGCCCGCCGCCAGAACGCUGCCAGGGCGCGGCGCAAAAGUUCACUGCGAGGCCAGGCCCGCAGCGCCGCCCGAGGUCCCGGGCUCCCGCGUCCCCAACCCCGCCGCGCGCCCCCGCCGCAGCCCCGCCCGCGCCCCCGCAGGCCAGGGGAACGCACCCCCGCGGCGGGUGGCGCGCCCGGCGCAGCCCGGCCCCCCUGCGCCCAGCGCCCGGCCCGCGGCGCGCCAAGUUCAACUUUCGUGGCCGGCGGCCUCCGGGGGGCCGCAGGCCGGGGCGGGGAGCCCCCGACGGGGCCGCGAGCGGACCCCGCGCGCCUACCUGCGCCGCUCAUUCGACGGGCGUCGCGGGGCGCCCUGGCCGCGAGGUGGCGGCGGCGCCAGCGGCCGGCCGGGAGGGUGUGCGGCCCGGCGCCUUCCCACGUUCCCACCUCCCACCCUCCCGGGAGAGCCCACGGGCCGGGCCGCGAGCGCGCCAGUGCGCACGCGCCGCGCUGCCUUCCACCGCGGGAGGCGGCGGCGCGGCGGGCGGGGGCCGGGCGGUGGCGCGAGGAGGUGCCCGCAGGCGGCCCCGCGGCCCGCCCCCGCCGCCGUGGCCCCCGCCCGCCGCCCUUGCGGAGGGACCUCCGGAGCCUCCCCGGGGCCGGGCGCGGGGCCCCCACGGGGAAGCCUUCCGCAAGCGCCGGAGCCCCGCUCCUUCCUCCAGGGCCCAAAGGCUUUGGCGACCCCUGACCGAAGAGAGCGCGCCAAGCUCGGGGAAGAGGCGCCCCGACUUAGACACCUGUCCGAAGCGUGUCGCAGGCCCUGGGCUGGCCCGAAGCCGUCGGUGUAG